Babesia bovis T2Bo is the source of this 804-nucleotide messenger RNA. Its product is annotated as Tic22-like family protein. The record is from RefSeq and is a predicted model, not a curated record. The transcript is spliced from 4 exons. The coding region runs from base 27 to 779 and encodes 250 amino acids. Lineage: Eukaryota; Apicomplexa; Aconoidasida; Piroplasmida; Babesiidae.
UGAAUGAAGCAUACGUAUAUCCCCCGAUGUUCGCACUAAUCCUAUUUCAAUGCCAAAUUGUAAACGCGUUAUCUUUAUGGAACUUAGGUGCUGUACUUCCACUCUACAAAAACUAUCCAGGAAUACAACGUACCCCUGCACACCAGUACUUUGGAACCGUUGAUGAUAUUCCUGUUUUCGUUGUAGAAUCUAAGUAUUCAUCACCUGUUAUUUUGACAUUAGGAAAUGAACGUGUAGUAACUGGUUUUGUUGAUCCGAAGGACGCAGUAGAUUUUCUUUCUGAAAUUGCACAGACGGAAGGACCAGACGAAUAUCGAUCUUCGAAUUUGCGAAUAAAGGUUAUGAACUUAAAGCAAUGGCUUGAUAAAGCGGACCCUAACCGGAAUAGAAUACGAUCUAAUAUAAAAUACAAAAUUGUUCCGAGCUCGGAUCAGAAAACAUCACGGGAUUUAUAUUUGCCAUUUAGACAUCGGAACAAAUCUCAUGUUUCAGUGUUUUAUUCAAAAAAUCUGGCUUUAAAUUCACCAUCUGGGCAAUCUCUAACACCCCUGUUUUUGGACUUGAAAGAUCUGCAACAAUAUAUAUCGACUAUAGAAGACCCAGUACAUAGAGAACAUUGUUCCAGAUCGAUAGACGUUAUGUCGUUAUUUGACUUACUUUUGGCGAAUCCAACAUUAGAUGGGUAUGUGAUUGCACCAAGUGCUAAAUCAAUCGAAUUUUGUAAUAAAGAGCGGUACUCGUAUAUCGUAAAAGCCCGAUCAUUGAAUAAGGCGAAGUAGUACAAUCUGGUGCUGUUAACUACUA